AUGGAGAGGAAUAGGGAGACUAGGAGGGGGGCGUCAUCUGUUAAUGCUGGAAGCUUUUCUUCAUCUCGGCGAAGAUCACGCAGCAUUGGGAUCCAAGACUCCUCUGGAGUUUGUGAUGCUGAGGAUGGUGGAGGGAAUGAUUUUGUGAAAGUUCGAUCAAAUGGGAAGAAGGAGCGGCCGAGCAGGAGACGGAAGCUGAGCUCGAACGGGAGGUCUCAUAUUGAUAAAGAAGAGAAGGAAAGCUCUGAUGAAAGCUUGGACGAAGAUGAAGAUUUUAACGAUGAAGAUGAACGUCUUAGAGGCAGUGGCACUGGCUGUAGCUCUUCAAGACGAAUCGACAGAGCGAAUCCUCAAUUGAAGGGGCCGGAUGAGGUGAUUGGGGUUUCAGUUCCUCGAAGAGCUCGCUCUGCUUCGGUGAAGAGGUUUCAGGACUGGAGUGCUCGACAAUUCUCUUCUUCACCUCUUCGAACGAUUGUGGCUUUGCCUUCUCCUCCUUCAUCAAAUCCAUCGACCAAAGCAACGAGAAAAGUGGUGAAGCCCACGACAAAAGCAAAACCUUCAAAGACAUCAAAGGUUUUGAUUUCUGAAAGCGAAGUUGAAGUUGCACAAUUCCUGUAUGGAUUGACCAUGCUACAAUCUCAUCAAUCUCCUGCGAAGCCAGAUGGCUUUCAGAGUCCUUUACAAGUUGAUCACAAACACAACUCGGAAAAUGAAGGCUCUGCUUUAGUUCCAUCUAAAACUUCAUCUCCAGGGUCAACUGUAGUUUCUCCUCCAUCUUCACAUCCAGCAAUGUUGCUGCAAAAUUCAAGCUCUGUAUCUACUACUGCGAUAGUUCCAAAGAGGAAGAAGCCAAGAACUGUACAAUUGGAAGAUGGUGACAACUCCACAAUGACGGUGUGCUCUUCAAAGCCCUCUGUAUGCAGCAGCAUUGGACAUAAUUCAAGCAGUUCAGUUCCUGCUUCUUCACCCAAAACUGAAACAUACAAGGAUUCCCCAGCUGCAAAAGCAGAGGUUUUAUCCCCAAAGUCAGAUAAGAAUACCAUAUCAAAUGAAGGGACUGCUUCAAAACCAGAAAAUUCUUUGCCAAUUUCGUCACCUUCACUAAUUUCUCCUCCGAAAGACCUUUCCUUGGCGGAGGAGAAACCAAUUACUAAAUGUUCUUUAGAGACAAAGACUUCAAUGUCACUGGAAAAAAACCUUCAAACCACUCAUACUCCAAAAGUGGAGGCUGGAACUUUAGAAGUCGAGUUGCAAUCAUCUGCUGAUGUUGUGGAGAAAGAAUCAAGCCCAACUGGUCAAGAUACAGCAGCUUCAUUGAUAUCAGAUGUUACACCAGAGACUCCUAAUAUUAUGUCACCAGAUUCUGCAGCUGCCGAGGGUACUAAGGUAGUGAAAUUUGAAAUUGAUCUGAUGGCUCCCCCCCAAAAUGAUGAUGAUGAUGAUGAUGAUGAAGUAGGUACAAAUGCGCAGGCAUCAAACAAGAAUACACAGAACCCAGUCAUUGGUGAAGCCACUAGUAAGACUGAAGUGAUCACCAAUACUGAAGGACAAGUGGAGGCAGAUGAAGCAAGACGAAGGCACAAUAACAGCAUUCAGGAUUUGGGGCAGAAUAUGCAGAUGAAGGAGACUGUGAAGGUGGAAACCUUGAACAAGCAUUUGCAUAAUGUGAAGAAAAGCCAAUCAUCUAAUGUUGAUGAUAAAAAGAACUUGGAUAAGAGUGAUAACAAGCAGGUCUCUCAGAAACUAUCAAGAAUUUCAGCAAGACCAACUGAUAGAACUGGCCCACCUGUUGGAAUCAUGGCAUCCACAUCGAACCCUAUUCCAAUUACAGUUCCCGGCUGGCCUGGCGGUCUUCCUCCAUUUGGGUACCUUUGUUCAAGUCCGUCUAAUCUUUCAGGAUUGCAAGCUGUCCAAGACGCCAUGCCCAAGGAAGGGAACUGUGCAAUACCAAAUCCACCUUUUAUGAUGCUACCGCAGGUGCGGCCCAGUCGCUGUGCCACCCAUUGUUUCAUUGCUCGGCUCAUACACUAUCAGCAACAUUUGGCUAGACUCAACACUUUCUGGCAUGCCGCUGGGUCUGCAGCUCUGUAUGGAGGCAAACCAUAUAACUUGAAUAUGUUGCCACCUUCAGAUUCAAUACUUUUCAGUGCUGGUUCCGUAGUUAGAAAUCCAAACGUGGUCACAUAUGGUAAUCUUGGACCUGGUUCAGUAAUCACAUUAAAUGGACACAAUUCAACAGACAAACUAUCCAACUCUGUUGCAGAGAACCAAAGAAAGCCAUCUCAGCUUCGCCAAUCAGUGCAUCAGAAUAGAUCAAGCGGAACCAUAUCUUGCAAUGGAGUGGAAAAUGCUAGUUUGGUAUCUGCUUCUGCUGGUUCUGCAGCUGCUCCUUCAGCAUCUGUAAAUUCCAAUUUUAGUAGCAUUGCAGCAACCCAAGAUCUGCAGUACCUGGCUAUGCUUCACAGCAGUUAUCCUUUACCUAUUUCACCUGCAUACAGAGCCCAUAUAACACAGCAACAGCAGCCGGGAGCUCCUUUCUUUGGUGGCUCUAUUUAUCCUGCUCAUCUCUUGCAGCUUCAGUCAUGCAUGCCUCCGCAUCCCCAUAAACAGAACCACUCCUCUUCAUCUGUAUCUUCAUCGAAUCCCCCUCCAGAAUCUUGCCGCACUGAGGCUGAACCUGUCCAGGACCGAGAGGGUGGUUCCAAGGUCCAGGUCGUGCCUACUCAGAAGAAGCUUCCUGGCCAAAAUGUUUCAAGAACACCAAAUUUCCAUCAGAAUUUUGCGAUAAUACCUCCAUCUUUCAGUGGAAAACAGCCACAGAAGCAACCUGGUGAUCAUAAUGUUCAUAUGAGCUUGAAAGGUGUGGAGGCCGCUGCUGGAUCUUUCCCUUCUGGACAUCCUAUGUUGCAGACUAUGCCAAACCUUGGGCAGCACCAAUAUCAGAUUGGUGGUGGGCACAUUGCCAUUCAAGCUGCAAACCAGUCAAAAGGUCCUGCAAAAUCUGCUGCUUCUGUCACAGUCGGUGAUAAGUUUCCAGAGCCUAAUCAUGCCCAGUCAUUUCCGGUAUCUGCUAAGCAGCAGCUUCAAAAACAGAUUGUGGCUCGAACCCAACCGUUGGAUUCUUCUGUUUUGGCAGCUGGGGGAUCAUCUGGGGUGGAUCAUACCGGUCGUAUCUGGGCAGGCUACUCAAAUGCUGGAACCAAUUUUCAAGCAGGUUCAAUGGGUUUUCCUCAGUGGAAAAUGCUCCCUUCUGAGAGGGCUGCCCCUGGAGGCUUACCGGGCAAUUUUGUUCAGUCAGGCAUUGUAGUAGCAACUGCAGCGGCAGCACAAAACACUGGAAGCUCAGUUGAGAAGGCAUCAAGGGUGGCCUCUCCACCUAUGAAUUCUGCCCACAUAGCUCCCUCGUCUGGACCAUCUGUCAUGCCUCUAUCAGUUCAAGCUCAGAGCCAAGCCAAGACACAACUUUACUUCUCCAAUGAGUCUGCACACCAGAGUUCUGGCAGUAGCAGUACUCUGUCAUCUCAAAGACAUUCUGCAGAGAUGAGUUCAGCAAGACAUGUGAUGUUUCCAGAUGCUCUCAAUUUGAGAAGACCUGCCAAUCAGCAGGCACAGCCAUCUCUGACAAUGGGUGGUUCUGGUGCCUACCUAGGUGAUGGGAAGAACCAUGCAGUGUUUGGUCAUCCCCUGGCUGGAAGUUCAGUUGCAGUAAUGGCUGCAGCAUCUUAUGCCCAGUCAGUGGCGAACUUGCCCAUGAAAUCUGCUGAACAGAAACCGGCAGCAGCAUGAGAAUUUGGGACAGAAGGUAGUUGGUAGAGGAGAAAAGAACGAAAGAAAAAGAGAAUAGGAAUGGACAUUUCAUGCAGAAAGAGUACUGUAUCCAUGUUUCUUUUCCCCUCCUUGACAAGGGAUGCUGGUGGAACUCAUUGG
Messenger RNA from Telopea speciosissima, 3927 nucleotides. Its product is annotated as protein TIME FOR COFFEE-like. The transcript is spliced from 15 exons. The record is from RefSeq and is a predicted model, not a curated record. The coding region runs from base 1 to 3786 and encodes 1261 amino acids. Gene Ontology annotation, cellular component: nucleus. NCBI's taxonomy places the organism in Eukaryota, Viridiplantae, Streptophyta, Magnoliopsida, Proteales, Proteaceae. Gene Ontology annotation, biological process: regulation of circadian rhythm.